This is a messenger RNA of Blepharisma stoltei, 1053 nucleotides long. Lineage: Eukaryota; Ciliophora; Heterotrichea; Heterotrichida; Blepharismidae. The record is from the annotation of a GenBank genome assembly.
AUGGAAGACUUUUUUGUCUCAACUCAAAAGCCUAAACCUUCUAAAUUGCGCUUAUUCUCUAUUAUUGGUAUCCUUGGUGCCUUUGGAGUAUUAGCUACAAUCUUAGUUAUUUCUAUUUCUUCUGCAUCUCCUAUUCUAGCUCAGCUCACACUUGAGGAGACAGAAUUUCAGAAUUUUAUGACUGCUUAUUCAAAGACUUAUUCAUCAGAAGAAGAAUAUCAAGCAAAAUUCCAAAUUUUCCGUGAUAACUUAGCUUAUAUUCGUAUUUUUAACUCACUAGGAAACAAUUGGACUUUAGGCGCUAACAAAUUCGCUGACUUGACUUUUUCAGAAUUUAAAGCAAAAUUCUCUUCAUCUCCAGUCCAAAAGUCAGAGAAAAACAUUGUCGUUCUUGAUCCUCUAACAGCUCCAUCCGCAAUAGACUGGACUACAAAGGGCGCAGUUACUCCUGUAAAAAACCAAGGAGAAUGUGGUAGUGGCUGGGCUUUUUCAGCUUCAGGUGCUGUAGAAGGGGCUUGGUAUCUUUCAGGCCACACUAUCCUUUCUUUGUCAACUCAAGAGAUUCUUGACUGCUCAACUACAUUUGGGAAUAAUGGCUGCAAUGGUGGAACUGUGGACAAUGCUUUCAAAUACAUUAUAAGCAAAGGCCUUACUUCUGACCAAAAUUAUCCUUAUAAAGGGGUAGAUGGAGCUUGCAGCAAAACAAAAGUUGCUAUGGUUAACGCAACUAUAAGCAAUUAUACAGAUGUAACCCCAGAUAAUGUAAACCAGCUUUAUGCAGCUGUUGCUAAAGGACCUGUUUCAGUUUCUGUUGAUUCUAGUCAGGAAGUGUGGCAAUUUUAUAAGGGAGGGAUUGUUGAUAAAAAUUGUGGGACAUCUCUAGACCAUGGCGUUCUUAUUGUAGGGUAUAAUCAAACGAAUACUCCUGCAUAUUGGAAAGUCAAAAAUUCUUGGGGACCUGAUUGGGGUGAGCAAGGCUAUAUCAGAAUUGGAGUCAAAAAUGGAGCAGGUGUUUGCGGCAUUCAAAUGCAGCCCUCUUAUCCUAAAGUUUAA